AUGCUUCACUCUGACGUCGACGCUCCCUCCCACACCACGCCCACCUACUCACUACAGCCUUCAGCCAUCAACAGCGGGGAAACCAUCUGCCAGCAUCAUCCAUUUCCCUCAUCUCACAUCACCUACACCAUUACGAUGGAGGCACACCGAUCCUGGCUGGAGGAACUCCCUGUCGAGCUGCAGGCCGAGAUCGCCAACUAUCUUGAGGGUCCCGACCUUAUUGCCUUCCGACAGGCUUCCCCCGAAUUGGCGGCAGCGGCGUCAGGCGCCUUCGGAACGCAUUUUCUCCCCAGUCUAACUACGGACCUUAGCCGGCGCAGCCUGUCCCGGCUCCUCGGGGCCGUGGGCUUCCCCCACCACCGCCGCCGGGACCGCGUGCUUCACAUCGUCCCCUGGGCGCAACAUCGCAUGUCCUACGUGCAGCGGCCCAACGACUGGGCGCGUGACGCCGCCACGGGCCGGCUCGACCUGGCAACCCCAACGGGGCGGGCGGUGCUAUCGUGCAUCCGCGACGGCUUCCACGGCUACCGCUCUUUCGCCAUCUCCGACGAGGCCUGGAACGACCCGGGUGUUCCGCCGCCGCCGCCGCCGCCGCCGCCGCAGCAGCAGGGCGCCGGCGGCAACGAUAGGGGGCCGAUGCACCUGUACCCGACUGACGCGCUCGCCCUCGUGGUGGCGCUCGCGGCGGACCCCACGAACCCGGCGCCGGUGACGGCGCUCGAGGUCUCCCUGCGGAAGAGAGGUAUUGAUGAGCCCCUGCUCGACCCCGAGGCCCUGCGCCGUGCUAACUGGGACUCUUUGAAGACGCUCCGCUUUGACGUGGAAGAGAUGGCCGACCCCGCCGACCCCGCCGUCCGGCCUUUUAUCCAUACCCUGCUCGAUUCGGCGCUAAAUCUCGAAACGGUCGAGAUCCGGGGCGGGGAGGUGCCAAUCGCGUGCUGCGUCGCGCUGCUGUCUCAACAGCAGCGCGUAAUCCGCAGCCUUAAGGUUGGAGGCCGACGCGGCCGCCUGAGCGGUGCGUCACCACUGGUGCUCCGCGAUUGGAUGGAGUCCAACCUCGGCGGCGAUAAGCUCGAGUCGCUGGAGUUCGACUGCAUCUACCUCGAAGGCACCUCGGGCGAUGUCAACCCUUGGGAAGGGGUUCUCGCCAGGGUGCACGCCGCGUUCCCCAACCUCAAGAGGUUCAAGAUGAUGAGGUGCGGGAUGGUGACGGUGGCCUUUGAGUACGAGGCCCAGUUCAUGUGCCCGCUCUUCCAGAUACUGACCGCAAGGCUAGGCCCGGCCAGGACCGGCUGCCCAUCCGGCGAUUGUGUUUUGAGCCAUGGGCGGUGCUGCGCCGCCUUUUCGGACGAGCACGGCGGCACCUUCCGCCUCAUGUCGGUGCCUCAGUUCGUCCAGCUCCCCCCAGGUCAGAGCGGCCCCCUGCAGUCCACGCUCCACGAUUUCGAUGUGGAAUACGAGCUUGGGCCCGAGGGAGCGGCCGAGGGCAUGAGGGGCGCGCUGAGCGACAUGGCUCAGGGCAUGACUCGUCAUUCUCAACUCGACCCUUGCCCAGGAAGGCUGGCUCCGGACCCGAACCAGGCCUGA
Molecule: messenger RNA, 1587 nt
Organism: Gaeumannomyces tritici R3-111a-1
Lineage: Eukaryota; Fungi; Ascomycota; Sordariomycetes; Magnaporthales; Magnaporthaceae
Exons: 1
Coding region: 1-1587 (528 amino acids)
Source: RefSeq, a predicted model, not a curated record